Molecule: messenger RNA, 1857 nt
Organism: Diaporthe batatas
Lineage: Eukaryota; Fungi; Ascomycota; Sordariomycetes; Diaporthales; Diaporthaceae
Exons: 3
Coding region: 1-1857 (618 amino acids)
Biological process (GO): transmembrane transport
Cellular component (GO): membrane
Molecular function (GO): dipeptide transmembrane transporter activity
Source: RefSeq, a predicted model, not a curated record
AUGUCGAAACUUACCACUGAUCAUGGCGAGGCAAGCAUUCUGCCUCCGCCCUUUGAGGAACCCCCAGCCGUCCACCCGGAAGUCGGCACUGUGUCUGAGGAGAAGGCCAAUUUUGACGCAGAGAUAGUCACCAAGACCUCCACAGGUAUCGGUGACGUCUACGAUCAUGAGCAAUACCCCCCACCCACCGACGAAGAGCGAAGCACUCUUCGCAAGGUGCCCGACACGAUCCCCGCCAUCGCCUAUAUCCUCUGCGUCGCCGAGCUGGCCGAGCGAGCGUCCUACUACGCAACAACUGGUGUCUUCAACAACUUCAUGGAGUAUCCUCUGCCUGAGGGCGGCAACGGCGCUGGAGCUGUUGCCAAGUCCGACAUCAAUGGCGUGCCGGGCGCUUUGGGAAAAGGCGUACAAUUUGCCUCGGCACUUGUUUUGUUGUUCACUUUCCUCGCCUACGUGUUUCCCAUUCUCGGCGCUUGGAUCGCAGACACAAAGCUAGGUCGAUACAAGACCAUUAUCUGGGGAGCAGGCAUCGGGGCCGUAGCUCAUGUGAUCAUGGUCGGUGGCGCUGCCCCGUCCUUGCUCCAAGCUGGCAGAGGCAUCGCCCCUUUUAUGAUUUCGUUUUUCUUGCUUGCAAUUGGUGCUGGUAUCUUCAAGCCGAACGUCGCACCCACAGUGAUCGAUCAAUACCAGCAUCAGCGAGAGUACACCAAGGUUCUGAAGUCUGGCGAGAAAGUUCUAGUGGACCCGGAGACCACGAUUCAACGGAUCAUGGUGAUAUACUAUGGCUUCAUCAACAUUGGUGCAUUUUUCGCCCUGGCCUCUACCUAUGCUGAGCGCUACGUCGGGUUCUGGCUGGCAUUCCUCCUACCAACCAUCAUCUAUGUUUUAGUUAUCGUCAUAUUUGUGGGCGUGAGCAAGAAGAUCGUCAAGAAGCCACCAAUGGGGUCCGAGCUGAACGACUUUUUCAAGAUUACCUGGAUCUGCUGCAAAGACAACAAAUUCAUGGUAUGGAAGAAAGACUUCUGGGACGCCGCCCGCCCUGCUGUUUUGGCAGAGCAGGGAAUGACAGUGAAAUGGAACAACCGUCUCGUUACCGACGUGGGCCGCACUUGGGCCGCGUGCCAAGUCUUCCUCUACAUACCCAUUUAUUCACUCAACGACGGCGGCAUCGGAGCUGCAGGUUCCAACUUGGCGGGUUCGAUGACGCUCAACGGCGCCCCAAAUGAUCUCCUAUCCAACUUCAACCCGCUGGCAAUCAUCGUCUUCACCCCAAUCAUGGCCUAUGGGGUCUACCCUCUGUUAGCCCGGAAGAACAUUCGAUUCGGCCGCAUCAAACGCAUGACAGUCGGCUUCAUCAUCGCAGCAAUCUCAGGUAUUUGCGGUGGACUUGCACAACUCUAUGUAUAUCGCACCUCGCCUUGUGGGUAUAUGGCUUCGACCUGCGACAAUGUGUCGCCUAUCUCCGUCUGGUGGGAGCUUCCCAUGAUUAUCCUCGGCGCAGUCUCCGAGAUCCUCGUCAACGUGACUUCCUACGAGCUAGCAUAUUCCCGUGCCCCUGCGCACAUGAAAUCGGUGGUCUUCUCCAUCUGUCUCUUCAUGACUGCUCUCUACGCUGCCGCUGGCGAGGUCUUGACGCCUGUGAUUAAGGAUCCGUACCUUGUUUGGAUUUGGUUCGGCCCUGCAAUUGUGCUCUUCGCUCAGACAGCCAUUUUCUGGAUCCGACACCGGGACAUGGAUGAGGACGAAUAUAUGACCUAUGACACUGAAUCAGACUUGGAAGUGGAGACUGUCAAGGGUGAGGAUGGGAGUGCUGCCACUGUCAUGGGCGAGAAGGCAUCGCCGUCGGAGAAGAGCUGA